This is a messenger RNA of Fraxinus pennsylvanica, 1215 nucleotides long. The record is from the annotation of a GenBank genome assembly. Lineage: Eukaryota; Viridiplantae; Streptophyta; Magnoliopsida; Lamiales; Oleaceae.
AUGGUGGCAGAAACAGAGAUUUUGUGCUCGCAAAGCGUUUCGGUUCAGUACUAUAGCGCCAAAAUGCCCACAAAAAUCGAAACCGAAUUCUUCGACGUCUCAUCGGCGGCGGUGGCGGUUUCUCCUACUGAUAUUACUACUACGUCGCCUAGAUCUCAGAUCUUUCGCGCCUCUGAUACGGAGAUUUCCAUCGAAAUCUGUCGUUCUGAAUCGGCUCGUUGCUGCUCAACAAGUACCCAAAGUACAACUGCUUUGGAGACUCCCAGUAGCAGGUUUGUUCCAAGCAUUUGUUCUGGCAGUCACUCGGAUAUUGGACCCCGCCGUUACAAUGAGGAUGAACACAUUCGUAUAGACGACUUAUCUGUGCAUUUAGGCUCUCUCUACAGGUGGUCUCAACCAAGUUCCUUUUAUGCUGUUUUUGAUGGCCAUGGAGGCUCAGAUGCAGCAGCUUAUGUCAAGAAUAAUGCCAUGAAAUUCUUUUUUGAGGAUGCCAAUUUACCUCAAACUUCUGAUGAUGACGAAAAAUUCUUUCAAGAUUUGGAGAGAGCUCAUCGCAAAGCCUUUUCAUCGAUUGACCUUGCCUUGGCUGAUGAACAAAGCAGUGUUGAUUCAUAUUGUGGAACAACAGCACUUACAGCCCUUGUUCUCGGAAGGUAUUUACUUAUCGCAAAUGUUGGUGACUGCCGUGCUGUUCUUUGUAGAAAAGGAGUUGCAGUUCAGUUAUCUCAUGAUCACAGAUCCUCGUGUCUGCUGGAACGGGAAAGGGUUGAGAAUUUAGGUGGUACCAUUCAGAAAGGGGGGUACCUAAAUGGUGAACUUACUGUUACUCGAUCCCUUGGAGACUGGUACAUGAAACUCCCAUUAGGCUCACCGUCUCCUCUAAUUGCUGAGCCAGAUGUUCAACAGACUUUGUUGACCGAGGAUGAUGAGUUCUUGAUAAUCGGUUGUGAUGGGAUCUGGGAUAGAAUGUCAAACCAGGAAGCAGUUAGCCUAGUUCGCCGUGAGCUUAGGCAUACUCAUAACCCCCAGCAGUGUGCACAAGAACUCGUAAACCAAGCAUUAAGGCUAAAUACAGGCGACAACGUCACAGCCAUUGUUGUUUGCUUCUCUUCCCUAGAGCCACAAAAUUCAGUUGUUUCUCAAAGGCCUAGAUUUAGAUUCUGCUUGGCCGAGGAGGCAAGAAAGAAGUUGCAGAGCCUAUUAGGUGGCAAUUAA